AUGGCGACUACAGAGCUCCCAGAUACCGAGCAGGGCUCUCGACCUAUCUACAAGGUCUACAAGCGACGCUUUUGGGGACUGGCCCAGCUGGUAUUGCUGAAUAUCGUCGUUAGUUGGGAUUGGUUGACAUUCUCGUCCAUUUCGACAACGGCCGCAGAGUACUUCGAUGUCUCGGAGAGCGCUAUUAACUGGAUGAGCACUGGCUAUCUCUUCGCCUUCUGCGCUGUUAGCCCCAUCGUCAUCUGGAUCCUGAACAAAGGCGGACCCAAACCAGCCAUAGUCACUACUGCCACACUGCUAUUAGUCGGCAACUGGCUCAGAUAUGCCGGUACUAGAGCGAACGGGGGCAUCUAUGGGCUCGCAAUGUUCGGCCAGAUCCUCAUAGGGUUCGCGCAGCCCUUCUGCCUCUGCGCACCAACUCGAUACAGCGAGCUCUGGUUCUCAGACAAAGGCCGCACAAGCGCAACAGCCGUCGCCAGUCUAGCAAACCCACUGGGCGCAGCCCUGGGCCAGCUAAUUGACGCAGAGUGGGCAUCAAAACCCUCCGAUAUUCCAAAUAUGGUUCUGUACAUCUCGGUCAUCGUACGUGAAACCCACCCCCCAAAACUCCAGCCAUCCAUUGGUCCUUUCUCCCUCUCGCUCACACACCACGUAACCAAACAGUCCACCGUCGCAGCACUCCCAUCAUUCUUCCUUCCAGCAGCACCACCAACACCCGCAAGCGCAUCGUCCGCAAAGCCGCACACGCCACUGGGCGAAGCAGUACGCAAACUAACCAGAACGCGGGAGUUCUGGCAGAUCUUCGUCCCGUUUUCUGUAUACGUGGGCUUCUUCAACAGCGUUUCCUCGCUGUUAAACCAGAUUCUCAGUCCGCAUGGAUUCUCCGAGACAGAAGCAGGCAUUGCGGGAGCUAUCCUGAUCGUGGUGGGCCUCAUCACAUCAGCAAUCAUGUCGCCGAUAACAGAUCGCUACAAGCAUUAUCUGGGCAGUAUCCGGGUGCUUGUUCCUGUGGUGGUAGUCACGUAUAUCGGGCUGAUAUUUGCACCGGGCAGUUCGGCGGGAAUCCCACCUUCGUAUGUGGUGAUGGCGCUGCUGGGUGCGGCAUCGUUCGCGAUGCUGCCCAUUGUUCUAGAGUACCUGGCUGAGAUUACUUAUCCGCUCUCGUCAGAGAUUGGAAGUACCAUGUGCUGGACGGGUGGGCAGUUGCUUGGUGCAUGCUUUAUUCUUAUUCAGGAUGCAUUGAAGGCUGGGGCUGAGGCUGCGCCACCGUAUAAUAUGCGGAAUGCGUUAAUAUUUGCGGCUGUAAUUGCCGUUGUCGCUGCGCCCUUCCCGUUGACGAUUGGACUCUUUGGAAGGGUUGUUCACCAUCGUAGGUUGGAGGUUGAUCAAGGCGUUGAGUUGCAAGAGACUGAGGAGGUGGCUGGGACGGCCGAUAAUGUUAGGAAGGUUAGGUCUGAUGAUUCUGCUGUGGAUACAGAUACUCUGAUGAAGACUUAA
Messenger RNA from Penicillium griseofulvum, 1497 nucleotides. Its product is annotated as putative cell surface receptor/MFS transporter (FLVCR). Gene Ontology annotation, biological process: transmembrane transport. The transcript has 3 exons. The coding region runs from base 1 to 1497 and encodes 498 amino acids. The record is from RefSeq and is a predicted model, not a curated record. Gene Ontology annotation, molecular function: transmembrane transporter activity. Lineage: Eukaryota; Fungi; Ascomycota; Eurotiomycetes; Eurotiales; Aspergillaceae. Gene Ontology annotation, cellular component: membrane.